Messenger RNA from Antechinus flavipes (yellow-footed antechinus), 1878 nucleotides. It is a transcript of the gene GP2, whose product is annotated as glycoprotein 2. Gene Ontology annotation, biological process: neutrophil migration. The record is from RefSeq and is a predicted model, not a curated record. The transcript has 10 exons. Bases 106 to 1704 code for a protein of 532 amino acids. Gene Ontology annotation, cellular component: apical plasma membrane; cell surface. Lineage: Eukaryota; Metazoa; Chordata; Mammalia; Dasyuromorphia; Dasyuridae.
AUAUUCUGCUUUAUUAAUUUUCUCUUUAACCUGGUGUUUUUUUCUUCCCACAACUACACAAAAACUCUCAAUGCUGUAGCAUAAGAAGACAAUUCAGGGAUCAAGAUGAAGAGGUUCUACCUCUUCUUUGUGGCCUGCACCUGCUACUUUUUCACUUUGGUAUUUGCAACCCAGAAGCAUUCAGCAAAUAGUCUUUUACCUAGUUCCUACAGAGUGGACUUGGACUGUGGAGAACCAGGAACACCGACAGCCCAUGUGUGUUCUGAUCCCUGUGUUAACUACACCACACUUGUUGAACCCUGGAGAAGCUUGAACCAAACAGUUAACAAGAAGAUGUGUGAUGUUGAUAAAGAAGGCUGGUAUCGGUUUUCCGGACCAGGUGGGGUACGGAUACCAGAGAAAUGUGUGCCAGUUAAUAGAUGUGGUACAGAUGCCCCAAUGUGGCUGAAUGGGAGCCAUCCAUCAAAACAGGAUGGUAUUGUUAGUCGCACAGCCUGUGCUCACUGGAGCAGUAAUUGUUGCCUCUGGAAUACAGUAGUGAAGGUGAAGGCUUGUGCUGGGGGAUUCUAUGUCUACAAGCUAAGUGGCACUCCUGAGUGUGACGUGGCGUAUUGUACAGACCCUAGCACUACCGAUGAUAAGCCUGAGCCAACAUGUGAUCCCAGCUGUUCUCCCCAAGAGGAAUGUCUACUUGUCAAUGGCACCUGGGGCUGUCACUGCAGAAAAGAUCUCAAUAUUUCUGAUAUUGACAGCUUGCGCCCUCUACUGAAAUGUGGAGCCAAUGACAUCCAAUUGUCUCUGGACAAGUGCCAACUGGAGAGUUUGGGGUUAACAGGAAAGAUAUUUGGAUACCUCAAAGACCAAAACUGCAGUGGGUUUUUGAAGACAAAUGAGAGAAACUCGCUGACAGUGGUGAGCCCCACACAGGUUGGAGCCUGUGGAACAAUUCUGGAGAGAAAUGAAACUCAUGCUAUUUAUAAAAACACCCUGACCUUGGCCGAUCAGCUCAUCAUCAGAGAAAACAUUUUCAAAAUUGACUUUCAGUGUGCCUACCCACUGGAUAUGAAAGUCAGCCUCCAAACAGCCACAAAGCCCAUUGUCAGUGCUCUGAACAUUAGUGCCGCUGGCUCAGGAAAAUUCCUAGUGAGAAUGGCUCUCUUCCAAGACAAGAAUUACACCACCCCUUAUGAAGGUUCUACCGCUGUAUUGUCUGUUGAAGACAUGCUCUAUGUCGGUGCCAUUUUAUAUCAAGGGGACACCUCCCAGUUCAACUUAGUGAUGCGGAACUGCUAUGCUACACCCACUAACGAUGCAACCAACCCUUUGAAGUAUUUCAUCAUUAGGAACAGCUGCCCAAACUUAUACGAUUCAACCAUCAAAGUGGUGGAAAAUGGGAUGUCUUCACAAGGUCGCUUUUCAGUUCAAAUGUUUAUGUUUGCUGGAAAUUAUGACCUUGUCUAUCUACACUGUGAAGUUCAUCUUUGUGACAAAUUGAAAGAACGAUGUCAUCCAUCUUGCUCUGGAGCUCAACAACGCAGUGAAGUUACAAUCAACACAUCUCAUGUUCUGAAUUUGGGACCUAUUGCCCGGAGAGUAGAUUCCUUAUCGGUCCCUGUCAAAAGUGGAGUCGACAGCCCCUUAGGGUUCCUAGUGAUUGGGCCAGGGAUGCUGCUGUCUAUCCUUGGAAUUUUGUUGUUCCAUUAAUCUAGCCAGAUAUCUUGGCUAUAGAAAUGGUACUCUCUUCUAUCAAAUGAAGCUCGUGCAUCCUGGAUAUUGCCUUUUAACUCUCCAAAGGACAUAGAAAAUAUGGUUUAGUAAUAGUUGUGAAGUAGGGGCAAAUAUGUAGUAUUUCUCUCUUUUAAAAAAAAAUUAACUGAA